Microtus ochrogaster (prairie vole) is the source of this 4510-nucleotide messenger RNA. It is a transcript of the gene Adam11, whose product is annotated as ADAM metallopeptidase domain 11. Gene Ontology annotation, biological process: proteolysis. NCBI's taxonomy places the organism in Eukaryota, Metazoa, Chordata, Mammalia, Rodentia, Cricetidae. The record is from RefSeq and is a predicted model, not a curated record. Gene Ontology annotation, molecular function: metalloendopeptidase activity.
GCGGUGGCCCGGGCCCGGCUGGGGGGCGGGGGGCGGGCCCAAAGCUCACGUGCUCGCCGCUCGCCUCUUAACCCGGCCCUGCGGCCCCGCCGGGAUGGCCACAGACAGAGCUCGCUGAGCCCCGCGCCACCCACCAGCGACCCCCGCCCGGCCCGCACGCCAGGCCCUCUCGCCGCCGGCGCUGCCCGCCCCCGCCCUCCUGCCUCCCUCUUUUCCUCCCUCCCUCCCUCCCCGCGCCGCUCGCAGCCGCAGCCCCCGGACCCGGAGGAUUAUGAGCGAACCAUGAAGCGGCUGCGGCGCUGGGCGAUCGCGGCUCUCCUGCUGCUGCCGCUGCUGCCCCCGCCCGGUCUUGGGGCCCUGGGUCCCAGUGGAGCUCUGCAUUGGAGGAGCUCAGCCCAGGUGGGGAGCCCAGAGAGGCCAGAGGGCCCCGAGGUCACAGAGCCCAGUCGGCUGGUAAGGGAGAGCACCGGGGGAGAGGUCCGAAAGCAGCAAGUGGACACCAGGGUCCGCCAGGAUCCUCCCAGGGGGACGCCCGUGCACCUGGCCCAGGUGAGUUUCGUCAUCCCAGCCUUCGACUCCGACUUCACCCUGGACCUGGAGCUAAACCACCACCUCCUGUCCUCACAGUAUGUGGAACGCCACUUCAGCCGGGAGGGGACAACUCAACACAGCACUGGGGCUGGAGACCACUGCUACUACCAUGGGAAACUCCGAGGCAACCCAAGUUCCUUCGCUGCUCUCUCCACCUGCCAGGGGCUGCAUGGGGUCUUCUCUGAUGGAAACCUGACUUACAUCAUAGAGCCCAAGGAGAUGGCUGGGCCAUGGGGACCCCCACAGGGACCCCUUCCCCACCUCAUUUACCGGACCCCUCUCCUCCCAGCCCCCCUCGGAUGCAGGGAACCAGGCUGCCUGUUUGCUGUCCCUGGCCAGUCUGAUCCUCCCACCUGGCCCAGGCUGAGAAGGAAAAGGCAGGUCCGCAGGGGCCACCCCACGGUGCACAGCGAGACCAAGUAUGUAGAGCUGAUUGUCAUCAACGACCACCAGCUGUUCGAGCAGAUGCGGCAGUCGGUGGUCCUCACCAGCAACUUUGCCAAGUCUGUGGUGAAUCUGGCGGAUGUGAUAUACAAGGAGCAGCUCAACACAAGAAUUGUGCUGGUUGCCAUGGAAACAUGGGCAGAUGGAGACAAGAUCCAGGUGCAGGAUGACCUACUGGAGACCCUGGCCCGGCUUAUGGUCUACCGGCGGGAGGGUCUACCUGAGCCCAGUGAUGCCACCCACCUCUUCUCGGGUAGAACCUUCCAGAGCACCAGCAGUGGGGCAGCCUACGUGGGGGGCAUCUGCUCGCUGUCCCGGGGUGGAGGAGUGAACGAGUACGGCAACAUGGGCGCUAUGGCAGUGACCCUGGCCCAGACGCUAGGGCAGAACUUGGGCAUGAUGUGGAAUAAACACCGGAGCUCGGCAGGGGACUGCAAAUGUCCAGACAUCUGGCUGGGCUGCAUCAUGGAAGACACUGGGUUCUACUUGCCCCGCAAGUUCUCGCGCUGCAGCAUCGACGAAUACAAUCAGUUUCUGCAGGAGGGAGGCGGGAGCUGCCUGUUCAACAAGCCCCUCAAGCUCCUGGACCCUCCCGAGUGUGGGAACGGCUUCGUGGAGGCGGGGGAGGAAUGCGACUGUGGUUCGGUGCAGGAGUGCAGCCGGGCGGGUGGCAACUGCUGCAAGAAGUGCACCCUGACUCACGACGCCAUGUGCAGCGAUGGGCUCUGCUGUCGCCGCUGCAAGUACGAGCCACGAGGUGUCUCCUGCCGAGAAGCGGUGAAUGAGUGUGACAUCGCAGAGACCUGCACCGGCGACUCAAGCCAGUGUCCCCCUAACCUCCACAAGCUGGAUGGUUACUACUGUGAUCAUGAACAGGGCCGUUGCUAUGGAGGCCGCUGUAAAACCCGGGACCGGCAGUGCCAAGCCCUUUGGGGCCAUUCGGCUGCAGAUCGUUUCUGCUAUGAGAAGCUGAACGUGGAGGGGACAGAGCGUGGGAACUGUGGGCGCAAGGGAUCCGGCUGGGUCCAGUGCAAUAAGCAGGAUGUGCUCUGUGGCUUCCUUCUCUGCGUCAACAUCUCUGGAGCUCCUCGGCUAGGGGACCUGGGGGGAGACAUCAGCAGCGUCACCUUCUACCACCAGGGCAAGGAGCUGGACUGCAGGGGCGGUCACGUACAGUUAGCCGAUGGCUCAGACCUGAGCUACGUAGAGGACGGCACAGCCUGCGGGCCCAACAUGCUGUGCCUUGAUCAUCGCUGCCUGCCAGCCUCUGCCUUCAACUUCAGCACCUGCCCGGGCAGCGGGGACCGGCGCAUCUGCUCCCACCAUGGGGUUUGCAGCAACGAAGGGAAGUGCAUUUGUCAGGCAGACUGGACGGGCAAAGACUGCAGCAUCCACAACCCCCUGCCCACAUCCCCUCCAACCGGGGAGACCGAGAGAUAUAAAGAAACAUCCGUCGCGGAAGGUCCGGAGGGGCCUAAGUGCCACCCUGCUCCCUCCGAGCCUGGCACCCACCGUCUCGGCCCUGAACCACGAGGCUGCCUCCACCCUGCCACAGAGGGAGGCACCAUGCAAAAAUGUCUUCCGGGUCCAAACCCUUCAACUCCUGGCUGCACAGGGGUUGAGGGUUGGGACAGUGGCCCCAUCUUUCAGACCACCCGGGGGGGAGGGGCCUGGAGGAGGGCACUUCCUGCCCAGUUCCCCACCCCACCUCAUGCGGCUUUGGCCUUGCCCAGGUCUCCCCCUGUGAAUGUAGCGUCCAUCGUCACAGACCGCCACAGCUCAGGGUGGGGCCUGGAGCCGUGCCUGGUGGGGCCAAGUAGCCACCAGUGGACACAGCUGGGUGGCCCCUCUUCAAAAGCGGGCAGCUGGAACCAGGGUGGUAGCUCUCUGGGACCUCAAGGGAAGGAGCUGAUCUACACUUUUUUCUCUUUCUUUUCUCUUUUUUUCCCCAAUGGAUUUUAUCUGAUGAAUGUAACCUUGGGGUUGCUGGGGCCAGGGGCAGUUUGUAGGGAUGUUCUGACACUUACAGGAGGGCCUGGAAGGCCUGAGGCCUUGCGACCUCCCAGCUCCCUCUCUGGGAGGCCCACACUGGAACCCAGCAGGGGCUGAGCAGCCCUGUGUGCCCCGCCUCCACCCAGCUUAGAAGUCAGAGUGCUGAUUCAAACCAAAGCUGCCUGUUCUGUGCCCACUGCCUAGUUCAUGGGUGCCGGGGCCCUCUGUCCCGGACUGUCUUUGAUUCCAAACCAACCGUCCCUGCCAGGGUGCAUGCAUUUGGGGGUAUAGAAAAUAUAGUCCCUAAAAUAAAAUGGCACCUUUCCCCUUUCAAGAAGGGUGAUUCUGGGGCUGUCUCAGGGUUCAAGUGCCCCCUGAUGUGGCUGGCUGUUCCAGAGCAGGCUAGCUCCCACAGAGGACUUGGGGAGACCUGGUGCCCCCAGGGUCGGUGCCUGUGAUAGAGAAGAGACACCAGGAAAGGGCAGGCCUCAAGGUUGACUACAGGCUGUUAGGGAAGUCUUCACAGUCCCCUGCUCAAAGCCUUUACUCACAGGCUGAGUAGUAAGUUUACAGAAGUUCUGCUGUCUGUCCUCGUCUGGUCAGGGUGCAGCCCAGCCCGAGAGCUAGGCCAAGGCUGGCAGAAGUGCUCAGCCCUCCCACGCAGUCUGUUGUGGCCUGCCUUCAGGACCCCAUGUGGGACGGAUGAGCUCUGGCCUCUUGCCCUUAAAGCCAGCUGGACAGGCAGGACGGAGCAGGCUCCCUUACGGAUGAAAGCCACAAAUGAAAGGAAGCCCCCUUCUUGGGGACACCCCACUCAGGCUAAGUAGUGGCUCUGGAUACCCCAGGGCCAGAGAGUUGCCCGUUUGUGUUCACCCUGUUUCUGAGGCCUCUUUGAGGAAGGCUCAUGGAAAACAAAGCAAACAAAAAAGGCUUCAUUUCUCUAGACCGCCCCGGCGGCACCCUGGAGCCUAGGACCCGUUGGUAGCCUUUGGGAUGGCCAGAUGGUGUCGGUUACAGUGGGGUCCUCAGCACUGAGCCCCAGCUGGCACUGUCCUGGGACAACAAGACAGACGGAGGCCACCAGCCCCACUAGGGAAAAGGCUGGAUUUUGCAUUGUUGCUAGAAUGCCUUGUGACCUCCGUUAGGUGACACACCUGCACACAGAUGGCAGUGCACCUGGGCACAGGCAUGUGGAUCUACACCCCUGUACCACUGUGAAGGCCUCUGCAUACAAGGGCAUGACCACAUGUGUCUGUGUGUCCUUGGUGGGGACAUGAAGAACACAAGAUUCCCGUGAUCUGUCCCACCCCAGCAGUGCCUGGCCUGGCAGCACCCAGGAGGAAAUGGGGGGAGGGGGGGCUGCAUUCACCUGGCCUGGACCUGGGUUCCUACACAUCCUGUAAAUAUGUCAUCUGGGCUGGGGUGGGGAGACAGGGCCAGGGGCCCACAUUAAAGAUCACAUUCUGGGCUUCCGUGGAGCUCA